CAGAGUUCUUCUUGUGUUUAAUAGGUCUCUCUGUUAACAACAUUCGACGACGAAACUUCUCAAGAUCGUAACAGUGUAGCUUUAAUGGCUUUAUCUUUUGGAUUCUUACAAAGGGACAACAGUUUCAAGAAAGAUUCACAAGAGUGUAAAACACCAAGAGUUCUGAAUAGCCCAGUAAACAUGUUUCUUGAAAAGACCCUAUCCUUCAAGGAUUUGGUCGAUCACAAUUACAAAAAUGAGAGUUUUGGGGUCAAAACGAGAAAAGGUAUAAACUUAAAGGGUCCUAAACCAGAUAACAUGGUUCUUGAGAGGAGUCUCUCGUUCACGAGUCUAGUACAGGUGGAGAACAGAGAAGAAGAAGACGAGGACGAAAGAGGCUCGCCUCCGAAACGAAGGAACAAGGGUAAAAUGGGAAUAAUAGGGAACUUAACGGCGUUAAGUGUACCUGCACCGAAGCCGCUCUGGUCUCCUAGGCCGUCGACGGAGCUUGACGCUGCGGCCUUGACGUUACAAAAGGUUUACAAGAGUUAUCGAACGCGUCGAAAUCUCGCUGACUGUGCAGUUGUUGUUGAAGAGUUAUGGUGGAAAGAAUUGGAAUUGGCAGCGUCAGAACCGAACCGAACCAACCAGAAACCGGAGACGGCUGUGUCGAGGUGGGCAAGAGCUGGAACAAAAGCAGCAAAGUUAGGGAAAGGAUUGCUGAAAGAUGAUAAAGCCCAGAAACUAGCAUUGCGACAUUGGUUAGAAGCCAUUGAUCCACGUCAUAGGUACGGACACAAUUUACACUUAUACUACGAUGUUUGGUCGGAAAGCGAGAGUACUCAGCCAUUCUUCUUCUGGUUAGACAUCGGAGAUGGCAAAGAAGUGAAUCUCACCAAAUGUCCACGAACUCUUCUUCAACGCCAAUGCAUCACUUACCUUGGUCCGAAAGAGAGACAAGCGUACGAAGUUGUAGUGGAAGGAGGGAGACUAGUCAACCGACAAAACAAGAACUUUAUUGAGACCGUUGAAGGAACCAAAUGGAUUUUCGUGUUGAGCACGGCACGGAAAUUAUACAUUGGCCAGAAACAAAAAGGACGGUUUCAACAUUCAAGUUUUCUCUCCGGCGCUGCCAUCAUUGCCGCUGGUAGAAUUGUCUCACAGGACGGAGUUUUAGAAGCUGUGUGGCCGUAUAGUGGUCAUUAUCUUCCGACAGAAGAGAAUUUUCGAGAGUUUAUCGAUUUCUUAAAAGAAAAUCAUGUGGAUCUCACUAACGUCAAGUUGAAUGCGAUUGACGAUGAUAAUCAUAUGGUCUCCAAUGAUGGAAGCACAAAGCCGUCGAUAUCUAACGGUCGAGAUGAAACUAAGGCCAUCACGGCUGAUGCGACGGCUGAUGAUCUCAGGGAACAGAAACGCUUUCCAUGCAAGUGGAGUACCGGGAAUGGGCCUAGGAUCGGGUGUGUGCGGGACUACCCUGUGGACUUGCAGACGCGGGCGCUUGAACAAGUUAACCUUUCUCCUCGUGUGGUUAACAUGACGAUGGGACUAUUUGGUCCAAUACCUUCACCAAGGCCUAGUCCAAAGAUUCGUGUCUCUCCUAGGUUAUUUUGCAUGGGUCUUCCAAGUCCAAAGAAUUAAUUUUCCAGCUUCUUUUUUAUCUGUUAUCAUUCAAUUUUUCUUGUCUUCCUUGAUCUUGGAUGAUUCUUUAAUUAGCGUAAAACUUGUACCCAUCAAAAGUUUAGGUACGUAGUUUAAUUUUACA
This is a messenger RNA of Brassica oleracea var. oleracea, 1741 nucleotides long. RefSeq lists its product as uncharacterized. NCBI's taxonomy places the organism in Eukaryota, Viridiplantae, Streptophyta, Magnoliopsida, Brassicales, Brassicaceae. The record is from RefSeq and is a predicted model, not a curated record. The transcript has 8 exons. The coding region runs from base 85 to 1617 and encodes 510 amino acids.